GGUUACGGCAGAGCUAAGCUAGCAGUUACUCCGCUCCUCUCGGGCUGUUGAUGUUGCUCCUCCGCUCUGUAGAGGUGCUUUUUCUCCGGCGGUUGGGUGAGUGACAGACUGACCUCCUGAUCAGACUUUCACCGUGAAUCCUCCGGGAUGUCUUUCCUGGAGAAACCGGCCCCCGGCAGGCUACUGCUGGACGACACCGUCCCUCUGACGGCGGUGAUCGAAGCCAGCCAGAACCUGCAGUCUCACACGGAGUACAUAAUCCGAGUCCAAAGGGGCGUGUCUUCAGAGAACAGCUGGCAGGUGAUCCGGCGUUACAGUGACUUUGACGUUCUCAACAGCAGUCUGAUGGUGUGCGGCAUCAGCCUCCCUCUCCCUCCAAAGAAGCUGAUCGGAAACAUGGACAGAGAGUUCAUAGCAGAGCGUCAGAGAGGACUGCAGACAUACCUGGACUCAAUUACCCAGCAUCCCUUGCUUUGCAGCUCCUUGUUUGUGAAGAAAUUCCUCGAUCCUAACAACUACUCUGCCAACUACACAGAGAUCGCCCUGCAGCAGGUCUCCAUGUACUUCAGGUCAGACCCAAAGUGGGAGGUCCUGGAGCCCCUUAAGGACAUGGGCUGGAGGAUUAGGAAGAAAUACUUUCUAAUCAAGAACAAAGAGCAGCCAAAGGAGAGAUAUCUGCUGAGCUGGGUGGACCUGGGUCCUGAUAAGUUCCUGUCAGACAAAGACCUUCAGUCAGCCAUGAAGCUGCUGACCAGCCUCUCUACUCUGUAUCUGUGUCCGCUGUUGUUCUCCAGCACCAGUGAGUCUUCAGCUCUGCUCAUCAGACCUUUCAGUGAGAGAGGCUCUCUGAGAGACCACAUAUGCAAGGUGAAGCCCAGAGAGAGUUACCUGAAGAAGUACUGUAACCCAAAGAAGAGUCAGGGCCUCGAACUGCAGCACAUCAAACUGUAUGGACGACAGAUCCUCGAGGCUCUGAAGCUCCUUCAUGACGGCGGUGUGUUUUUCGGUCACCUAAAUGCGUCAAACGUAAUCGUGGAUGAAGGCGUUUGUCGACUCACGGAUGUAGAGAACGGCAUGCUGGGAGUUCCCUCAGCGCUGCGGCCAGCCUUCACACAGCUCAGGAAGAUAAAUAACACGGAGAGCAUCGACGUUUUCUGUUUUGGACAUUUACUCUACGAGAUGACGUAUGGCCGACCACCUGACAGUGUCCCUGUAGAUCAGUUCCCUGAUGCCCCCUACACCACUGUGGUGUCUGUGCUGCAGUCCAUCCUGUCUCCAGAGGCCUGUAAGAGCAAGAUGCCGACAGUGUCAGAGCUCAUGCAGACGCCGUUGUUCAGUGAUGUUCUGCUGCAACAGUCAGAAAAAUCACAGAUCAAGAUUCCCAGCAGGCUAAAAGAAGCACUAAAGACAGCAAAGGAGAGUCUGGAGAAGAGACUACACGAGGAGCAGAGAGUGCUCCACCAGCACAGGAGGCUGACCCGAGCUCAGUCUCAUCACGGCUCAGAGGAGGAGAGGAAGAGGAGAAAGAUUCUAGCAAGGAAGAAAUCCAGACAGUCAGCGUAUGAAAAUGAAGAGGACGUGUCCGUUAGAAACAACAAUAACUCUGGUUCAGGAGCCAGCUCUCCUCCCACAUGUCCCUCAUCCCCUACACCACCAUCCACUACAGGAGGCCAGGCUGCUCCUCCUCCUCCUCCUCCUCCUCCCCCUCCUCCCAUGCUGAACUCCUCCUCUUGUCCUCCUCCUCCUCCUCUGUCCUUCUCUGACAGAGCAGGGGGAGGCCGCAGCGCUUUGCUGAGCUCCAUCCAGACUUUCAGUAAGGGCAAACUGAAGAAGGCCGAGACCACCGACCGCAGCAAACCCAUCAUCUGACCCUGACCCCUCUUUAAACCAUCACUACGGCAACAUGACUGAUAUACGCACUGGUUCUUCACUGUGGUCUGAACUGGGUCAGGUUAUCGCCUCUGGGAUGUGGAAGGAAUCACUAACAAAGAGGAAAUCCAAGUAACUUUUUGUUUUUUAUCAUUAUUUCUGCUUUUCCUGCUGUUAAACUUUAAAAUCUGUAGCUGUGGUUAGACAGAUUGCAGAACAGGAGAUGAGAAAUGGCUGCUGUGGUGUGCCAUUUUUAGACAAUCCUCCAGAUCCGAGGGUUUGCUUUCUUUGUCCUCUUUGUCACCAUGCGACAUCCACCAAACUCCAGAUAUUAAAGAACAGGGUUUUCUGGUUGACCUGCUGCUUUAGCUCCCAGCAAACUGGCCUCUUUUCUGCGCUUCUUGCUUAAAACCUUUGCUUUUGGACAGUAGGGAUUUGAUUUUUGGGAGCCACUGUGGACGCCUCAUCUUAGAUGAUGAGGUUUAAUUUCCUGGAUCUAAAACUCUUCAGGUCAGAGCUGUGACGCUGUCAUGGUACCAUGCUGAUCCUGAUCCUGGAGCAGCAGACAAACCGGACCAAACUCCAGCUUUCCUCCACCAGAAAUCAUCUCAGUGUCUUUGACAUGUAGCCUCCAGACUCUGCUGAGACUGUCACUGCAGGACGUCAGUGACGAAGAAAACGAGCUGUCGUCAAGCUGAUUCUGCCUACAAUUAAGUCCCUUCAAAUCAUUUUCUUAUAUCAAGUGCAGACUUUUAUAAAAACUCAGAAGAUUCUAGUCAUGUCUGCACACUGAGUCAAGGAAAAGAAAGCAGAUUUAUGCAUUUAAAGCACGAAAAGCAAUUUUAUCUUCAAAUAAAUAAAAGAAAUUAUGUUUAUUUAUUGGAAAUGAGUAAAGAAUUCUUACCUAAUAAUGGAUUUAUUUUCACUCGUUUUAAGAAACUGAGACAAAUGGAUCCGAUCAGAAAGAUGUUUUAGUGUCCACCUGAAACCCUAUUUAAGCUUGGAGUCACAUCUGCAUUUGUUUGGUUGAGAAUUAAGUUUGAUUAAUUUGGUGUUUUUCAUUCACCAGUUUGAGAUUUUUGCAGUGAGAUUACAAUAGUUGAACCAUUACAUGGAUCCUUUGCAGUUUCCCAUUUCACCAUAAAAACAGAGAUAUAUCAAGAUUAUGUUUGAGUUAGAGCGAGGUGUCCAAGUUUUGCUCUGUUCAUCUCUGUAAACAUCUGGCCUUCUGUCUAGUUGUUUUUAGGUAUGAAAGACCAAAUCUGCUGGAGUGAAAUGUUUGCACAAAGUAGAGCACAAAAUGAAGGCAGAGCUGCAUAAAACCCAGAAGUGUUAAUCUUGGUGCCCCCGAUCCCGUAUAUCCACAUAUUUGAUAUGCAUUUAUCGAUGAUUGUUAUGCCCUUUUUAUUUAAAUUUAGUAAACUUAUGUUAGAUUUUGUUGGAAAAUUGAUGGGAACUAAGCAAUCACAAACCAAGUCUGGAUAAUCAAAGUGGAAUUUACCCACCAUAAUGAGUCCAACAGAAAUAAAACUGCCACGUAUUGAAUUUAGGACCAUUAGCAGAUAAAACAUGCAGAAAUAUGGGCAGGAAGCAGCUGCUCUGUCCAGUAGAAGUAAUGUUUCUGGUUUGCUUAAUUUCAGACUUGCACUUUGGUUGCUCAGAUGUCUGCACUGUCACCGAUCAGAUCAGGAAUCUGCAACGAAAAGUUCAGCUCUAAGGACAUAUUGAGGUCUGAAAUGCACCAUUUUCUCCCCGAUAUUUUGGCUGGAGAAUUAAAAAACAUUACUGCCAAUAAUGACAGAUUAACCCUCUUUGCUUUGGUUUUAUUGAAUAUCCAAAAAUGUCCUGAUGCUUUUGUAUGCUCUAGCCUACAAACCUCAUCACUGCUCAUUUUUGUUUUGAAGAAUGCACCAGGUUUUCAUUUCUCUUCUUCUUAUGCGUCCACUCUUAAAAUUGACUUACAAAGACUUAAAAUUUGCUGCAGUGAGAACAUCUUUCAUAGUUAUUUAAAGAUAAGUGUAAUGAUAAUUGAUAAGAAAAAGCAUGAAGAUUUAUGAAUAGGAAAACUUCCCACAUCCCAAUCCCACACCCAAAACACCGAAUUUUAUGUCACUCAAAGUUUGACUCUUGACAGCUUGAUUUAUUCUAACAGGUGUUGAGUGUGUUGUUCUUUGCAUCAUUAAGGUAUGAGUUAAAACCUUGGUUCUCAACUGGUGGGCGGGCUGGGGCCCAAAGGGGGUUAGGGAAGCCAUUUUCAGUGGGUCCCAGGAUGACUAAAAAUUAAUACUGCAAUAUCAUCAAACACUCCUUACCAAUACAUGUGUCAAUACAGAUGUUACAGAAUCUAUAUGGCUGUAAAUGCUGUGACGACGAUGUUAAAAUAAAACCCUAUGGCACAGUCAAGAAAAAAGUCAACAGGUAGCAGUAGAUGUUAAACAGCAUGAUGCAGCACUGUCUCAUGCCUUACACUAAAACAAGUUAGAAGUUGUACUCACACCAUCAACAUGUAUCCUGGAUUUUAUCCACUGCCAGUACGCUAAAAGCUAAAAUACUGGAUUAUAUUAGGUUUCUUCAAACACUAAUUCCCAACACCGGGAAUUGAACAUGACCAUUAAAGCUGUGCAGUAAACAAGGUAAAACACUGCAGAAACACCAUUCUUCUUCGACACAGGACACCAGGCUAAUUAGCGGUUUGCAACAACAGCAAGGCUCACCGGGCUAAUCUGUGUCGUCCCAACUAGCAUUGAAUGACGAUGUAAAGUCAAAAUUUCCCAUAACUUCUUAACAGGAUCAAGAGAUCAUCAGCAACUUUAUGCUUUAUUUGUACAGCCAUAAGCCAAACAGUAGUGCUGGUAACCAAGGCUUAAGGUAGGUGCAUUAAAAUAGUGAGUAAUGCUGGUUAAUUCCUACUUGUCCAUUCAUCACAGAAACUGCAGUGCUUCAGAUUUAUUCAGAUGCAAAACAAAGUCAUUUUUACAAAUGCAAGUAGGCUUAUACUUAAGUGAAACCACAUUAUUUUAUGAAAAACAAAGGGAAGACAGACAACAGAGGUGGGCAUUUUAAGUUUAAAAACUCAAAUAUUACUAUGUCUGCAUUUAUAAAUAGUUUUGUUGAUCAUAAGUAGACCAUUUUAAUUUACUUGGCUCUCUGAGGAUGUGAACUUGCGUGUUUAAAACUCUAGGGUCCUUAAAACUAUACAUUUCCUGUUCAUCUCUUUAAUAAAGGACAGCUGCUGUAGAGAAUUCUAUCAAGGACCUAUUUAUUAAGAUGUGAUUAAGAUUAAGAUUUAUUAUCCCAAAUCAGCGACAGUAACGUGACUACUAUUGUAUAUUGAGGCUUUGAGAAAUACCCAUCCUUAGUCUCAGAUGUGUGUCUGGAAAAAUAUUUAGCAAAACAUCCAUGAUGUGCUUUUAUUUUGAAGAAUAUAAUUGAAAAAUGUAAGAAGUUCGGGUUACAUUUUUUUUUAUCAAGGAGGUGAUGAUUGGUUCUGAUACUAGACCAGUUAAGAACCACUGAUUUAUAACAGCAACCAGUGCAUAAUUGGUGAAUUAUUACAACCAUGUAAAUAAAAAUAAAUAAUUAGGGCUUCACAUUUUUAAUCACGAUGAAUCUCCAGAUAUCUGUUGUUAGUUGAGAUUAAUUGUAUCCUUAUUAACACAUUUUAAAGCUCCACUUUUUUGCAUCUAAAAUUAUUUUGUUAUUUGGGAUUUUUCUACUGUCUAAAAUCAAGGGUAACUUACUUCCUGUUUGGAUACAGACCUGCAAUUAAAAGUAGACUGAAGCAUAUAAUGUGAACUUAACCUCGGAAAAAGAACUUGAUAUGGAUUGGAAAGACAAUAAAGGAACAAUAUAAAGUUAGAUCUUUGAUAAUACAAGGCUCAGAUGGCUUUUAACUUGUCCACUGAGCUGUCUGUGAGUUUUUAAAGGUAAAUGAGACACUAAGGAGCAGAGGGGGACUUAUUUUACAUCACUGUGGCUGCAGGAAGGCACUGAUGUGGAUUUACCCAAGUGUGCUAACGGACGAUAAAGCAUGAAAUUAAUCACAAUUAAAAAUUAAAUGAGUGCACUAGUAGUGGAUUGUAGUUAGUCGUGAUUAAUCUUGACAGCCCUAUGAAUAAUUUUAGCAAAAGGAUGGAUCUCACUGCAGCAAGUUUUACACAAUUUUAAGAACAACCUGAGGGCCUACAAGGCCAGCAAAGAAGCAAACAUAAUAUUCAGGUUCUCAGAGCUUUGAUUUGUUUUCUUUACAAGACCUGAGUCAAAUCUGUAGACAUAAACACACCUAACAGCAGUCAUAGCGCUGACUAUUAGAGUUCCCUCCACUUGCCAUUGAGAGUUAAUUUUUGCCCCAUGUUAUGUUGUAUUUUUCCUCUGUUUAAUUUUAUUGUGCCAUAUGCAUCCUUGUGCCUGGAAUGAAAAGCUGAAUGUUAUGGGUUCUGUCUUUGUCAAAGUAUUAUUUGUGAUCAGAUGUUUGGUGUUGAAAAGGAGCCGUCUCAAUGGGAUAUUAACUCUUUAACACACAGGAUGCAGCAAACAAUGCAAAAAAAUUAAAACAGCCAAAGCUUAAAAAACUAUCCUAAUUCUACAUGACAAGUGAGGAUGAGGAAAAUGAAUCAGAAAAAAAUUGCAAACUCCCGCCCACUGUCUGAAUCACAUAAAAACUAAAUGUUGUUUAGUGUGCAGGAGUUUAACUGCAGUUUCUUAUCAUUGAACAAAACAAUUUACUCACUAGUGAGUGUCUAGGACAUCUAUUUUUGUGCCUUUGGUAUCAAAACCAGUAUUGAUAUGGUUUGAUGUUUACUCGUAUCAAAUGUGAGGACCUAAUCAGACCAGCCUCCCUUAACCCUAUGAUCAGCUCCCUCUUAUUUUGUGGAGAAAACUGCACAUGUAGCACAAACAUCCUGUGUGUUAAAGUGUUACUUUCCUGUCAGCCGAGCUGCUGCUCAGACUCUUUUGGGAUUUUUGACAUCCGGUAACUCUUUCUUCCUGAUGAUUCUGAUCACUUCAGUCUGAGUUUUACCCCUUUAGAAUGAUUGUUUUUAUCAGCUGCUUCAUGCUUAAACUAUAUGUUUUUUAUUAUUCAGUGCAAUCCGGUCCAGUGCGAUGGUCUUCACACCUUGAAUGGUCAUUGAAUUGUUUCUGAAUGUUUCUCUGCAGCACUUUACCAAGGAGGGGUGGAAGCCAAGUCCAGAGGUGUUUAUGUUUGUGUGGAAAUAAAUUCAUUGGGAUGAUGCUGGAUUACAUGUUCAUUAAGUAUGAAAACCACUCUGUUAUCUCCAGGCCAUUUACAUUUAUAUCAUACAAGAUGCAUAGAAUAUUUUAUUCCAGGUUUGUGUUUUUAGAAAAUAUUUCCUCUACAUUAAACUCAUCAUUAAAUGCAGCAACAAAGGACUCUCCUCAUUAUAGAUAUUAAAAUGAAAACAUCUACCAACCCUGCUGUGAUGACAUGAAAACUGUAUCAGCUGAAUGAACGUUUGAUUAAAAGUGGU
Molecule: messenger RNA, 7358 nt
Organism: Cheilinus undulatus (humphead wrasse)
Lineage: Eukaryota; Metazoa; Chordata; Actinopteri; Labriformes; Labridae
Gene: pxk
Product: PX domain containing serine/threonine kinase
Exons: 18
Coding region: 148-1869 (573 amino acids)
Biological process (GO): endosome to lysosome transport; protein targeting to lysosome; early endosome to late endosome transport
Cellular component (GO): early endosome; late endosome; extrinsic component of endosome membrane
Molecular function (GO): ATP binding; protein kinase activity; actin binding
Source: RefSeq, a predicted model, not a curated record